AUGAAGACCACAGCUGCCGGCGGCAAAUCCCGGCUUCCAUGGCUGGUAAUGGGUUGCCUGCUGGCGGCUUUGGCAUGCUCUCUGUGGAUGCUCAGGAAGCACCUGCCAGAUGCUGGGACGGAGACACUCGAACAGGAGCCGAAAGGCCAAGAGGACCAUCUUGCCCAACAGGAUCAAAGUCAAAAGUCCACCGAGCCCACCUGCGAGCCAGAAGUCAUCUCUGAUUGUACUGCAGAGAGCCAGCCAGAGCCACCGGUGACCGCGCCUGCACCCGGCGAGCGGUCUCGAAUGCCAAAUUUUCACGGCCUCGAGUACCAGCUUUUUCUGCCAACAACUUGGCGAGGAGAAUCUGGUCAGACUUUCCCCGUGGUGGUUUUCCUGCACGGAGCCGGAGAUGGCAAAUUCAGUGUCAUGAAUUCUCAAAGCUUACCACGUCUGCUGACGAGGAAUCAAUCGACCUGCUUUGACCCACGGCAUUGCUGGUGCCUUCCUUCUGAAUACGAAAGGGCAACUGCCAAGAAGGAAGCCCCGGAGACGUCACCAGACGCCUUCUUGGACGAGGAGGAAGAUUUGCGGAGCCCGAUGGCCGCCUGUGAUUUUGCAGAUCGUUUUGAAGCAAUCACAGUGAUGCCACAAGGCUGGAGCGUUGGAGAUCCCGUCGGCUGGACGGGAGAGCGCUUAUCCAAGGUGCACCUUUUGACGAAACACGUGCUUGAGAAGUACCACGGAGACCCCGCGCGUGUUUCACUGACGGGUCAAUCAGCUGGUGGUGCUGGAGCCUGGCGAUUUGCAGCGGAGUAUGGGGAACUGUGGUCUUCGGUCUCCGUGGUUUGUGCUCCGGCUCCACCCCAGCUGGCUGAGAGCCUGGAGAAUCUUCAGAUCUGGGUUGUUGGUUGGACAGGCGAUGGAGAGAUGGGCAAUGAUGAUCUCGUGGAGGCUCUUAAGAGACGAACAUCUGGAUCCGUGCGGUACACACGCUACACGAAAGCGCCGCCACCCCCAGAUCCACAGUAUCGCUAUAUGUUGGGCCAUGGAAGUUAUGAUUUGAUCUACCGAGACCCCCGGUUGUGGCAGUGGGCACUGGCGCAAAGACGCCCCAUCGCCAUCAAAGCAUGGCAACAGUAG
Molecule: messenger RNA, 1125 nt
Organism: Cladocopium goreaui
Lineage: Eukaryota; Dinophyceae; Suessiales; Symbiodiniaceae
Source: the annotation of a GenBank genome assembly